This is a messenger RNA of Lytechinus pictus (painted urchin), 4030 nucleotides long. Its product is annotated as LYR motif-containing protein 2-like. Gene Ontology annotation, cellular component: mitochondrion. Lineage: Eukaryota; Metazoa; Echinodermata; Echinoidea; Temnopleuroida; Toxopneustidae. The coding region runs from base 61 to 324 and encodes 87 amino acids. The transcript has 3 exons. The record is from RefSeq and is a predicted model, not a curated record.
GACCAGGGUCACCGAAGUUGUGCGCCCUCUCAGCUAGGGAAAAUUAUAUAACAAUUCAAGAUGGCAGCCUCCAGGAUCCCACCCGCUGCGAUGAGUUUGAAGCAGUUUAUGCUGCGUCAGCAGGUGAUUUCACUUUACCGAGAUGUUUUCAGAGCUCUACGUGCUAUGCCUGAUGAUGCACAGAAGAAAGAGGUUAAAGCUUGGGCAAAGGAAGAGUUCCGCAGCAAUCAACAUCACAAAGAUGAGAUGGUGAUUAAGAUGUUGCUGACGCAAGGCCGGCAAUCUCUCAGAGAGCUCCAGAAGACUGUCAAUAUGGCUAGGUGAUGGUAAUCAUUGACCUCAGAUGACCAUUUAGCUAUGAGCCAGUGCAUGGAUCUCCAUAUUCAGCUGAGCACACUGUUGGAGCAAUUUGGAUAUCAUCAGCUCAGGAUGAAAUCCUGGACCUGGGAUUUUACAAUCAUGCAACUGAAGAAAACUGAUAAAUCAAAUAUCCGGAGGAGAGGAUCAAAACCUAGAAUAGUUGAUUCAGUCAGGAACAGUUUUUCUCAGGACUCACUGAGCAUACUGUUGGAGCAAUUUGAAUAUCAACUCGGGGUGAAAUUCUGGGAUCUUGAAGUAAAUUCCUCAAAGGUUAUUCCAAGGAGAUGAUUUCAACGAAAAUCAUUGAUUCUGUCAGGUGCAGUUCUCAGGACUCGGUGAAGCAAGGAUCUUCAGUAAGGUGAGGAAGAUGAGAUGACUUUCAGAUGGCAGAUUCCAUUGGCAAAAUGGGUUGUUGAACGACGUAACAGUUACUUUAGAGAAAAUAGUAUUACCAUAGUGGCUGCAAAUAAAACUUGAAUGUUCUUUAUUUAGCAGUAACACAAAAGAGAUCGUUGGUACGCCAUUGGACAUAAUGUAAAUAGCUUCGACCAGGUUAGUCUGUUUUGUCGACUGAUUGGAGGCACGAUAGCUCAGUCGGUAGAGCAGGGGUUUCGGACUCUGGUGACCCAGGUUCGAUUCCCACUUGGUGCGCAAGUACCCUUUAGUAAGGCAUUACUCCUCAUUACCAGGUCCCUUGGGGAGGACCUUAAGAUGUCAGUCCUCUGGUUGCUUACUUACAAAAAUUCAUUCUUUCUUAGCAAUCGGGUUAAAAAAUAACUACCAUUUACUACCAUUAGGACUGUAGCAUUAGUAAGCAACCAGAAGACCAAACACUGUUCUUCUUCUUUUGAGGGAUGUAGUAAUAAGUAUUGACCCUAGUGCAUCAAAAAUGAUUAAGUUUGUGCAUGAUGAGACAUCUGCAACUACCAAGAUGUGUGAUAAUGUACUCACUCAAUAGGCCUUGGCUAUUUUUAAACGAGGGGACUAAAACCUAAAAGAUUACAACCACGCUGAGUUCAAAGUAACCUUGUGUUUCAUAUUCAUGAGGCACAUGGUAGUCGUGGAUUUCAGCUGGGUAAAUUCCAUAAAUCCCCUGCUACUAAUGAAAUCCAUAAUUCAAAACAAUUCUAGAUUUUACCCCCAGACACAGCUUCAUCUAUGCGGAGGUCCAUAUCAACAAAUAUAGCAAACACCAAGACACUUUCAUAUAAAUAGGAAAGUCUUAUUCAUUUAUUAUGGCAUCAAUCUGCUUUAAUUAAGUCUGAAUGUGUUGACCUUACCAGAUUGUAAUCAAUCAUUUGUACCAGAUUAUGUAAAGCGUGAUAUAAUGUACUUCCAAGAAAAAAUUCUUUUUAGUCAAACCGAUUUUUGUGAUCCCCCAAAUUCAACAAAGGCGGACUCCAUGAUCACAUGUUAUGCACUGAGCUUAUUGCAUUUUCUCUGGAAGCAGUAGAGGGGAGAUAUGGGUGAUGUUCCACACCAUCUUAUUAUGUAUUAACUACAUUGUAACUCAACUCAAUAGGCCUUAAUUUGCCAGAAGCUCUAGGAAUAGGUAACAACAGAACAAAGAGCACCUGCUCUACUAAAGAGUAAUCCUUUCAUUGAUGAUCUGGUUAUUGAUUUCUUUCAUAAGGAACGUUAUGCUUAUAAAGUGGCAUCCUUACUUGCAUUUGACCAACAACCCUUAUAUUUACAUGUAGGUCUACUAACUCAACACAGCAUUUUAUCCAUACUCUGCAUUUGCAACCACAUUACAACAUGCUUUUUUACCAUAAUGGAUAAAAAUUAGAAGUUUGGUCAUAAUUAUACUUCUUUAUUUCUAUUUUUAUUGUUUGAUUAUCUAUCACAGACAAAAUUUUUGCACUCAAAGUUGAUCUUGUUUUAUUUUUCCUGCCACCUAGAAAAGUAGAUCGUAAAUCAUAAUCCAAACUAAUGCUUAUUUCCUUUGUAAAAUCUUGAUGAGUUUUAGUGAGAAAUUGUUAAAGGUCAAGUACACCCCAGAAAAUUGUUGAUUUGAAUCGAUAGAGAAAAAUCAAACAAACAUAACGCUGCAAAUUUCAUCGAAAUCGGAUGUAAAAUCAGAAGGUUAUGACAUUUUUAAGUUUCGCUUAUUUUUCACAAAACAGUUCAAUGCGCAACUCAGCGAUAUGCAAAUGAGAGAGUCGAUGAUGUCCAUCACUCACUAUUUCUUUUGUUUUUUAUUGUUUGAAUAAUACAAUAUCUCAAAUUUUACAGAUUUGACAAUAAGGACCAACUUAACUUAACCAUAAACUGUUAAAAUAAUGGUAAUUGCACAUGUUCAGGGAGAAAAUAAACUUUGUUUCACUUGACAAGGAGGAGAAAAUUAGAAUAUUUCAUAUUUCAUAUAAUAAAAUACAAAAGAAAUAGUGAGUGGGUGACGUCAUCAGUCUGCCAAUUUGCACACCGACCAGGAUGUGUAUAUAACUGUUUUGUGAAAUUAAGCGAAACUUUAAAAUGUCAUAACUUUCUUAUUUUACACCCGAUUUUGAUGAAAUUUUCAGCAUUUUGCUUAUUGGAUUUUUCUCCUUUUUUUCAAAUCAACUUUUUGUUGGGGUGGACUUGUCCUUUAAGAGUUCAACCAUACGCCUGGGCCCUGUACCACAAGUGACGAAUAGCGAAUAUGAAAGAAUGCUUCUGAUUGGUUCCUGGUCAGUAUUUUGAGCCUAAUGCGUGUGUGAAAUUGAUCUUUACUGGUCAGUUAAUUUAGCGAUUGAUCGCUAAUCGUGUUACAAAGUCCAAGCCAUGAUGUGGUAUCAUUUGUAUGAUAAUUUCAUGUGUUCUGAUUCAUGUUUGUUACAUAUUUCUUAUUUAUUUUUCUUUCCCGUUUAAUAUGGCAUCAUUAUUCGAUUAAGUUAUUUGAUGGUAAAUCAGAACUCAGCAAAGAAUUAUGGAUUCAUAUACCAUUCUAGUGAUAGUAGCCCAUAUAAGGGAAAACUCUGUGGCCUUAAAGGGGAAUCCAGCCUUUGCCAUAAAAUGUUGUGUUGGGAAGGAGAAAAAUAAAUUAAAUAGAAUGGCGAAAGUUUGAAAGAAAUCGGACAAGGGAUAAGAAAGUUAUAGCUGCUUUUAAAUUGAGAUCACUAAUAAGUAUGUAGAUUUCAAAUUGGCAACUGGGUAAGUAAAUUAUGACAAGGGGCAAGGACAACUUUCCCAUAGGCCAUGUACUUUAUUAUCAGGGAUUUGUACCCAUUCCCCUGGGGCAGUAAUCUAAUUAUAAUCCAGGUAUAUUGUUUUAUGUCCUCAUGAUGAAAGAAAAAUAUAAUUUGAAAUAAUUUUUUUUGGGAAAAUGACAUUUUAGCCACAAUAUGUAUUGGAGUACAUGGAAGAGUAGUCCUUGCCUUACAUCACUAUGACAUCCCAUAUGCGGCCAAUUUGAAGUCUCCAUGGGUAUAGUGAUUACCAAUAUUUACAAGUUUUUAAAAAUCAUAACUUUCUUGUUGUUUGUCCAAUAUUGUUCAAACUUUCACCUAUCAACUUGUCUGAUUUUUCUUUUUCUUAUAAAAACAAGUUUUUAUUUGGGUUGGAUUCCCCUUUAAAUUAGAGGUGAAUACAAGAACAGAUCAACAAGACAGAAUGGAAUUAUGUACAAAAUGAUGUUUUAUUUCAGAUUAAUGUGUGGUGCUAGUGCAAAUAAAUAAUAUAUGUUAUAACA